AUGGCCACUCCUCCGAUUCCCGCCAACCGCCUUAAGCAGAUCGCUACCGAUGCCUGCAACAGUGCUAUCGGCAACGCUGAGUUCUACGACCACGCUAAAACUGAGCAAUGGAACUCGACAAUCAUUAGCUCCGUGCUGAAGGCUGUCAUCUCCGAGUCCACUCCCGAGGGCGCUUCUGCUCCUUCUUUCAAGUUCGCCUGCAACAGUACCAUCGUGCAGCAUCUCGUCCCUACAUCCGCCCUGAACAAGGCCCGUGGCGGCACCGAAACCCAGUCGCAGGAGCCUCACAUCUCCACCAGUUCCGAAGCUACUGCCACCGAUGGCAAGCCUCACGUCGGCCGACGAGGAAUGCACAGCGCUACCGGUGCCUACUGGGACGAGAAGAAGGACGGCAUGUGGACCUUCAAGUACGACGGCGGCGAGGGCAAGGGCCUGGACGUUGUUGUCAUGCUCAUCUGGGUCGCCAUUUGA
Molecule: messenger RNA, 471 nt
Organism: Fusarium sp. VM40
Lineage: Eukaryota; Fungi; Ascomycota; Sordariomycetes; Hypocreales; Nectriaceae
Source: the annotation of a GenBank genome assembly